This is a messenger RNA of Nicrophorus vespilloides, 2044 nucleotides long. RefSeq names its product facilitated trehalose transporter Tret1-like. Gene Ontology annotation, biological process: carbohydrate transport; transmembrane transport. Gene Ontology annotation, molecular function: sugar transmembrane transporter activity. Lineage: Eukaryota; Metazoa; Arthropoda; Insecta; Coleoptera; Silphidae. The coding region runs from base 210 to 1934 and encodes 574 amino acids. Gene Ontology annotation, cellular component: membrane. The record is from RefSeq and is a predicted model, not a curated record. The transcript has 4 exons.
GGUUGGACAGUUGCAGAGCGCAUGCGGUUGAUAAAACUUUGCUAAAAUAUUAUAUAUAUAUACACACUUUUCGGCACCUUUUGCGAACGUCGGCUAUUACGAGCAAUUGACACGCGACAAUCUUAAGACUAUUGUAAUUACAAAUUACUUUUCCGUUUGCGAUUUCUUUAUUUUUUUCCCCUCGCAUCGGUUAUAACGACUCUUGAGCGAUGGACAAGUACGAUUCCAUCGUCGUCGCCAAAGAUAAUGCCCAAGAAACAACUUAUCAGCACAGGGCCAACCCCCCUAGGUGGCGGUUGCUCAACUUCCUCAAACACGGGAACGGUCAGCACACACGUCUAGUGCCCACUGCGAGCCCAUCCAUAUCGGCUUGCACGACUGCCACCAACCUGUCAUCCCUGGAUGCACCGCAGCUGCACAAGAUGAGCACCCUGGAGGAGAACCUAAGAGUGGCUCAACCGGAGAUCGAGCCACUCCAGAACAAGAAGAUCGGCGUGGAGGAGCAGAUCUACAACGACACAGUUGCCAAGAAGCCGCCAAUAAAGCUUUUCACACAGGUUUUGACCGCCUUAUCAGUAUCAUUAGUAUCGUUGGUGAUUGGUUUUGUGUCGGCGUACACGUCCCCAGCAGAGGAAAGCUUGAAAAAAGAUUUGGGGAUUACCGAUAAUCAGUAUUCAUGGAUUGGAAGUUUGAUGCCGCUUUCUGCGUUAGUGGGAGGUCUGGUCGGUGGUCAACUGAUCGAAAUUCUGGGUAGGAAAAGGACGAUCGUCCUCACAGACAUCCUCUACAUUAUUUCCUGGCUGAUAUGCGCAAACGCCACCGACAUUUGGUUCGUGUACGUUGGAAGAAGUAUUAUUGGAUUCAGCGUCGGUAUCGCCUCGUUGGCGAUACCUGUGUACUUAGGUGAAACUAUCCAACCAGAGAUCAGAGGUGCACUUGGUUUGUUCCCCGCCGCUUUCGGAAAUUCCGGAAUUUUACUCUGCUUCAUCGUUGGAAGUUAUCUGAAAUGGAACGAACUAGCUUGGUUGGGCGUCGCUCUUCCAGUGCCGUUCUUGGUCCUUAUGUUCCUGAUCCCGGAAACCCCAAGAUGGUAUGUCUCCAAGGGUAGAGAUGAAGAAGCUUUGAAAGCCCUGCAAUCUUUGCGUGGUAAAGACACCAACGUUUCGGAAGAGUUCGAUGAUUUGGUGAAAUCGCACAAGGAAAGCCAAAAAUUAACAACAAAUGCCACAUUCAAAGAUCUCUUCGUUAAAGCUAACAUGAAACCGCUGAUGAUUUGCUUGGGCUUGAUGUUCUUCCAGCAGCUGAGCGGUAUCAACGCGGUAAUUUUCUACACAACAACUAUUUUCAAGAUGGCAGGUUCUAGUAUUAACCAAAAUCUUUGCACUAUCAUCGUCGGAUUAGUGAAUUUCAUCUCUACUUUCAUCGCCACAAUUCUCAUAGAUAAAUUGGGAAGAAAAGUAUUACUCUACAUCUCCAGCAUCUCCAUGACCCUAAAUCUUAGUAUUUUGGGUACCUACUUCUACUUGCGUCAUACUGGAGUAGAUGUUUCCGCUUACGGCUGGUUGCCAUUGGCCAGUUUCGUUAUUUACGUGCUUGGAUUCUCCCUCGGCUUUGGACCGAUUCCAUGGUUGAUGCUUGGAGAGAUCUUGCCUGCAAAGAUCCGCGGAUCCGCCGCUUCUGUAGCCACAGCUUUCAACUGGGCUUGCACCUUCCUCGUAACGAAGACAUUCGUGGACAUCAUCAACUUGAUUGGACCUCACGGCACCUUCUGGCUCUUCACUGGAUUCGUCGUCUUCUCCAUCCUCUUCAUAUAUCUUUGGGUGCCUGAAACCUUAGGUAAAUCUCUAGAAGAUAUUGAAAGGAAAUUUGCCGGCGUCAAAGUUAGGAGGAUAAGUUCCGUUGUCAACCUAAAACCAUUGCCAUCGUCAUUUUAAGAAUCUCAACGAUAAAUUGUUUUGUUUUUAUCUUUCAUUCUGCGUAUAAGAACAGAGAAGAAAUAUUUGAAGAAAGCCAAAGUCUAGUGAUAUUUAAUUACUUGGAACUA